AUGAUAUUUGAAAAUAAUCUUAUUGAGUUUUCUCAUGAUUUAGAAUUACUUAUUAACGAUAUGGAAAUGUAAUCUAAACAGUUAAUCAUUAAUUAGAUUUUAAAUUGUUACUUAAUUCUUAAACUCUAUCAAAUAAUUGAAUAUAAAGAAUGUCUUUUUUUCAGAUCAUCUAAUGAUACCAACUCAUAAAAUUAUUUAAGGAUAUUAAUUAUUAGCCUCAUAGCAUUCAAUAUUUUUCAUAUAUAACCAAGUUUGGUCAUUAUACUGAAGAAUAGUCUAAACCAAUAACUUCCAAAUACCAGCUGCAUUUUUAUAAGUAAAAUUAUUAAAGAAGAAAGCUAUGACUUAGUAGGAAAGCAAGCUGAGCAAACAAUUUUGCAAUUUGAUCAAAAAGAAGAUGAUUACUAAAUAUAAAAAAAUAUGUUUAUGCAUUAGAUAUAGAAAUCUUAUCAAAAAGGCUUUGGAUUGGUAGUGAAGGGAAUAAUUUCAUAAGAAAAGAUAUUAUUUUGUCUAAGAAAUACUAUGAUUCAGGUUCUCACCCCUUUAUUCUUGAUCCCUAUAAUUCAAAAAAAUAACUUUUUUAUAUUGAGAUUAACAGUGAAUCAUCUGAAAAAUGGAGAAGUGUUCAAUAUUUGA
This is a messenger RNA of Paramecium primaurelia, 636 nucleotides long. Lineage: Eukaryota; Ciliophora; Oligohymenophorea; Peniculida; Parameciidae. The record is from the annotation of a GenBank genome assembly.